Messenger RNA from Opisthorchis viverrini, 1182 nucleotides. RefSeq lists its product as hypothetical. The coding region runs from base 1 to 1182 and encodes 393 amino acids. Lineage: Eukaryota; Metazoa; Platyhelminthes; Trematoda; Opisthorchiida; Opisthorchiidae. The transcript has 3 exons. The record is from RefSeq and is a predicted model, not a curated record.
AUGGAGAUGACUUGCUGGCCGGUUAUCAUUCGAGGGAUUAUGUUGGCCAAAUUGCACUUCAAUGGUUCUCACUAUAGGUUCGUUGCCUAUCAGACUGGUUGGAAUACCACCCUAGACAUUCAUGUCAUCAGUGAGGAACAGUUUUACUACAUUCAUCUUCCAUCACCACCAGCAAACGUCACUCCGGGAAUUUUCUGGAAGUUUGCUGCACCGGGAACUAAACAACAGCCUAGAAUUCAGUCAUCAGUUGAUGCCAUUACUGCUUCCAUAUCCGAAUUCGUUUUCGAUGGUUUAUCAGGAGUGACAUUUGAAUCGUGGUUCCAGAAGUAUGAAGACAUCUUCCGAGUAGAGUUGGCAAAUCAAGAUGAUUCUUGGAAAGUUCGUCUCCUGCUGAGAAAACUCGGUGCAGUGGAACACGAACGAUACUCCAAUUUUGUGCUGCCGAAAAACCCACGCGAAUUUUCGUUCGAUGAAACUGUCCGGACCCUGACCCAAAUUUUCGGAGAACAGGCAUCUCUAUUCAGCAUCCGAUAUAAUUGCCUGAAGCUCACAAAGUGUGACUCCCAUGAUUUCGUCACACAUGCCGGGAUAGUAAACAAGGAGUGUGAGCGUUUCAGGUUGGCUACCAUGACACCAGACCAAAUGAAAAGUCUCGUGUUCGUCUGCAGGCUACAAUCGCAUUCAGACGCAGACAUUCGAACACGUAUACUCCACAAACUGGAACAGGAGCCAAACUUGACGUUGCAAGCCAUCACAGACGAGUGCCAAAGGCUGAUACAUUUGAAACACGAUACUAGAAUGAUCGAGACACCCGGUCAUCAGGAAGACCCGCAGGUUUGCAGAACGAUGGUCAAACACACCAAUUCUCACGAUGUUGCUCGAAAUCAGAAACCUCCAAACGCUUGUUCGCAGUGUGGUGAAUGGCAUUUUUCCCGUUUCCGUCCAUUCAAGAGUCAUCAGUACCAGAAUUGCAAGAAAAUCGGUCACAAAGAAUCACACUGUCGACCCGAUCGCAAACCCAUACGAGUGCGUUCAACCCCCUCGUACAAACAGCACAGGCCCAACCGAUUUCGAAGACCUUGGUCCAACACAAAGGCUAUUCUGGCAGCCUUUCGAACUGAUUUCAAUUCGUGCAGAAAAUACGUAGCGGUUACCGUGAACGACGUUUUAUUGAAACUAUAA